Messenger RNA from Odontomachus brunneus, 1785 nucleotides. RefSeq names its product odorant receptor 13a-like. The transcript has 13 exons. Gene Ontology annotation, molecular function: odorant binding; olfactory receptor activity. Gene Ontology annotation, biological process: sensory perception of smell; detection of chemical stimulus involved in sensory perception of smell. The record is from RefSeq and is a predicted model, not a curated record. NCBI's taxonomy places the organism in Eukaryota, Metazoa, Arthropoda, Insecta, Hymenoptera, Formicidae. The coding region runs from base 1 to 1785 and encodes 594 amino acids. Gene Ontology annotation, cellular component: plasma membrane.
AUGAAUUUAAUUAAAAAAGAUGAUAGACAGGAUUACUACGAUGUUUGUCGAAUAUUUCUGUCGGUGAUCGGCCAAUGGCCUUAUCAGAGGCUUCGUGAGAGAAUACUUUGCAUGAGUGUAAUCACUACAUGGCUUAUUACUAUGCUUGUGGUACAGGUAACAUAUUAUUAUGUAUGCGAGACGACGAAGUGCAUAUUUAAAACCUUAUCAGUAAAUAUGAGCGUAUGGAUGGCUUUCGUGAAACUAUUAACUUGUCAUUUCAAUAAUCGAAAAAUUAAUUACCUCAUAGAAUAUUUACACACGAAUUGGAAUAUUCUCGACACUCAAGAGGAACGGGAGAUUAUGAAGACGUAUGCCAUGAACGGCAGAUGGUACACUUUCGCAUACGCCUUAUGCAUUUAUGUUGCUACGGUGACAUUUGGGCUAACUUCGCUUUUACCGCGUAUUAUGGACGUUAUAUUUCCCCUGAACGAAUCUCGUCCGACAGUAUUGCCGGCACCGGCGUACUACUUCGUCGACGAGACUAAAUACUUUUACUACAUAUUUUUCCAUCUUGAAUUCGGCAGUUUGAUGGAAAUGGUCGGACUUGUCGCGCACGACUGCAUUCUUUUAACUUUGGUCGAACACGUCUGCGCCCUUUUCGUCAUUGUGGGGUUAGCCAUCCUUAUCGAGAAAACUUUUUCUUUAUCCUUUGCUAUACAAAUCCUGAUGAAUGUGAUUGCCAUGAGCACCAGUUUAAUACAAGCAGCACAGUUUUACGUAUGCGAGACAACGCAGUGCAUAAUUCAAGCUGUACCAGUACAUUUAACCGUAUGGAUAGCUCUCCUGAAAUUAUUAACUUGUUAUUUCAAUAAUCAAAAAAUUAAAUACCUCAUAAAACAUUUACACACGGAUUGGAAUAUUCUUGACACUCAAGAGGAACGAGAAAUUAUGAAGAGGUAUGCCAUAAACGGCAGAUGGUACACUUUCGCAUACGCCUUAUGCAUUUAUGUUGCUACGGUGACAUUUGGGCUAACUUCGCUUUUACCGCGUAUUAUGGACGUUAUAUUUCCCCUGAACGAAUCUCGUCCGACAAUAUUGCCGGCACCGGCGUACUACUUCGUCGACGAGACUAAAUACUUUUACUACAUAUUUUUCCAUCUUGAAUUCGGCGCUUUGGUGGCAUUUGCGGGACUUGUCGCGCACGACUGUAUUCUUUUAACUUUGGUCGAACAUGUCUGCGCCCUUUUCGUCAUUGUGGGAUAUAGGUUUGAAUAUCACUUGUACAAACGCAAUAUUACGGACAAGUGUUUGAGUAAUAUUUCAAAUGAUGUAUAUGUCGAAAAUAUUGCGUAUUCCAUUCAACUUCAUCAAAGAACUCUACACUUUGCUACUCUUAUCGAGAAAACUUUUACUUUAUCCUUCGCCAUACAAAUCUUGAUUAUUGUGAUUGUCAUGAGCACUAGUUUAAUACAACUCUCAGAAGAACUGCAGAAUGAUAUGAUAGCAGUAAUGAAAUUCUUUAUAUAUAUCGUAGCUCAGUUAUUCCAUUUACUAGUUUUCAGCUAUCAGGGACAAAAAUUGAUAAAUCAUAGUCUUGAAACACACGCAAAAAUUUAUAAUGGCUUAUGGUACACCAUACCUGUGAAGUCGCAAAGAAUGCUGUUGUUCGCCAUGAGAAAAAGCUCGGAAGUUGUUUCAUUGUCUGCCGGAAAGAUAUAUAUAUUCUGUCUAGAAAGUUUUACUUCGAUUAUGCAAACUUCGGUCUCCUACUUUACGGUAAUGUCAUCCUUCAGCGAGCCGUGA